Halichondria panicea is the source of this 2538-nucleotide messenger RNA. RefSeq lists its product as uncharacterized. The record is from RefSeq and is a predicted model, not a curated record. The coding region runs from base 15 to 2246 and encodes 743 amino acids. The transcript has 14 exons. Lineage: Eukaryota; Metazoa; Porifera; Demospongiae; Suberitida; Halichondriidae.
ACUAGGAAGUAGUGAUGUACCUUUCAAUCAUCUCAACCUGUAUGCUGCUUUUUGCAGCCUUUCAAAUCAGCCAUGGACAUGUUAGACUGACUUUCCCACCAGCAAGAUUCCCUGACUAUGAUUUUCUGGACAAUGUGAGAACUGGAGGUCCUUGUGGAGUACCAGAAAAUCUUGACAGUGAGGUGACUACUUUCCAAGCUGGAGCUACUUUCAACGUAUCUUUUCAUUUGGCAUAUUCACACAGGGGUGGAAUCCUACUCAACCUUCUAUCUCCAAAUGGCACCAUUAUCCAUCCUCUGCUAGGACUCCAGUGGCAAAACUCUAAUGACUCAACUCUCCUGUACCAAGAGGUGACCCUGCCCACAGGGUUCUCAUGUGAGCGGUGUGUGUUUCAGCUGCUAAGACAAGCUGCAGAGUGGACUGCUGCUGGGGGAUACACUUUCUGGUCAUGUGCCGAUAUUGCUAUAGUUGAUUCUCCAGAGGCUGUAUGCAACAACCAGACCUGUUCAGGAAAUGGUGUCUGUUCGAGUGGAGUGUGUGAAUGUGAAAGACUCUACAGCGGAAAAUUUUGCCAGCAAAAAAGUGAGUGUGAAGAUGACAAUGAUUGUGGUGGCAGCUCCCGUGGCUCUUGCAUUGACUUGGAGACCGUCAGCUUCCCAUCAAUGAUGUGCUUUUGUGCUGCUGGUUGGCAUGGAGACAAUUGUUUAAACGCAUCCAGUCUGACUGAUGCCACUAUUGACCCUGCUGAAUACACACUCACGACGCAACUCAACGAGAGACUGACACUUCAUGUCAAGAUUGUUGGGAAUGAGAUUGAGAUUGCUCUAAAACAUAAUGGCACUGGAUACGUGGCUUUUGGAUGGAGACCCACUGGACUGGAUGGUAGUUGUCGUGUAGCUUCACCUGGAGCCUACGUUGUUGGCGCCGAUCCUAUGUGGCCUGAUGGCACACAGUUCCCGGUUCUUAUGGGCGGCUCAGUCGUCUACCAAUCACUCGACACGGCAUCAGAUGCUGGGGAUGGUGUGAAUGAAGAGGGGGCAAGUGAAGAGGGGGCAAGUGAAGAGGGGGCAAAUGAAGAGGGUGCAAAUGAAGAGGCGGCAAAUGAAGAGGGUGCAAAUGAAGAAGGGGCAAAUGAAGAGGGGGCAAGUGAAGAGGGGGCAAAUGAAGAGGGGGCAAGUGAAGAGGGAGCAAAUGAAGAGGGGGCGCCUGAAACAACUGCUGGAGGAGGCCCCCUUCAUCCUAUGGAUUGUACCGACAUUGUGAUUGGCGCUGCCAGAAAUGAUAGAUUCCGAAUAUUUGACUACUACACUCGUGACAGGGCCACUCCUCGGAGGGAUAGUUUCUAUGGUGGCCGUGAUGAUAUAACUGCAGCUGUUGGCAAAGAAGAAGACGGUAUCACUUCUAUUAAGUGGAGGAAGCCUCUAACGUCAAGUGAACUUGCUGAUCAUGACAUCUCCACUCAACUCAUGAGUGUUAUCUGGUCUUUCGGACAAGUCUACCCUGAUUACUUCCAUUUCCCUAGCUCUGGAAUCGAAGCCGGAACUGUCAGUAACGAACGUUUCUACAAGCCGGAUGAAAUCAAAUAUCAUGGCACCCGUAACCGUGGAUCGACCAGCAUCAACUUUUUCGAUGUUGACACGGACAGUGGUGUGGAUAGAUGCAGUGGCAGUGUUAGACGGGACUGUGCCAACAUGGAUGAAGAGUGUGGCUACCAGGCAAAAUGGACACAGCUGGGUGAUGUCGUUAGGUUCUCAAUCUCUGCCAGGAAGACAGCUCCUAGAACAGAGUGGCUGGCCAUCGGAUUCUCCAAUGACCAAGAUAUGCGUAUGAGUGACAUUGUGGUUGGAGCAGCAGAUGAUUCAGGAUUCUUCGUCACUGACAGAUAUGCCACGGCUAAAGCUCAGCCUCCAAUCGAUGCUAGUCAGGACAUAAGCGACUUUCAUGCUUCAGUCAACAAUGGUCGAAUGUCUCUAACCUUUACCCGCCCCCUGGAUGCCACAGACAGCAAUGAUAUCUCCCUCACUCAGUGCAGGUAUUUCCUGCUCGGAUGGGGCGGGAGUGCUGAUGUGGCAGCCAGGACUAUUAGUUACCACUCUCAGAUACCCAUCAUACCAAAUGAGAGGGUCUGUUUCUUCCCUCCUGAAAUAUGCCCUGCUGAUCGGUUUAGCGGUGCUGGUGCAGUUAGUGCGUCUCUUGUCUCCGUGCUACUUUGCACACUCUUUGCUAAGCUCCUCCUCAUAUUUUAAACUGAAAAAUCAUAAUUAUUUAACUUUGUUGAUGUUAUUUUUAUUAUGAACAUUGCAUAUAGCUUCGAGUGUUGUUGGUAUAAUUAUUAUAAACAAUUAUGUGUAUUAUGAACUCAGAUGAUUGCCAUGUGAUUGGCCAGAGACUAGCUUGCACACUCCUUGCUAAGCUCCUCAUUAUUUUAAAUCAUAAUUCAAUCAUGCAUAAUUAUAAUUUAUUGUUAUUGUUAUUGUCAACAUUGCAUAUAUAAUUAUAGCUUCAAGUUUUGUUGGUAUAAAAAAUUUAUGCAUCUUA